GGAGGGCCCGGGCGGCGCGCUCCCGGUCCCGUUGUUGUUGCCGCUGGAGGCUGCUCCGAGGCAGUGGGAUCACGGCGCCGGGAAGCGCUCGGCAGCGGUGGCCACAGCGUGCGCGGCGGCGCCUCCUGGCCUCGGCCUCCGGCCCCCGACCCCCGGCUCCAUGCGCUAGCCCCGCGCCGCCGGCCCAGUAGUCCCGGCCCCGCCAGCCCCGCGCGCCCGCUCGCCGCCGCCGCCGCCGCCGCGCCGCCCCCGGCCCGCCUCGGGCCCCACGGCUCCGAAGCCAUGAACUUCCAGGCGGGCGGAGGGCAGAGCCCGCAGCAGCAGCAGAGCCUGGCGGCUCCGGGGGGCGGCGGCGGUGGCGGCGGCGGCGGCGCGGGGGGCGGCGGGCAGUUCGGCGGCGCGGGGCCCGGGGCCGGGGGCGGCGGCGGCCCUUCGCAGCAGCUGGCCGGCGGGCCCCCCCAGCAGUUCGCGCUCUCCAACUCGGCGGCCAUCCGGGCCGAGAUCCAGCGCUUCGAGUCCGUGCAUCCCAACAUCUACGCCAUCUACGACCUGAUAGAGCGCAUCGAGGAUUUGGCGCUGCAGAACCAGAUCCGGGAGCACGUCAUCUCCAUCGAGGACUCGUUUGUGAACAGCCAGGAGUGGACGCUGAGCCGCUCCGUACCGGAGCUUAAAGUGGGCAUAGUGGGGAACCUGUCUAGCGGGAAAUCAGCCCUGGUGCACCGCUAUCUGACGGGGACCUAUGUCCAGGAGGAGUCCCCUGAAGGGGGGCGGUUUAAGAAGGAGAUUGUGGUGGAUGGCCAGAGUUACCUGCUGCUGAUCCGAGAUGAAGGAGGCCCCCCUGAGCUCCAGUUUGCUGCCUGGGUAGAUGCAGUGGUGUUUGUGUUCAGCCUGGAGGAUGAAAUCAGUUUCCAGACGGUGUACAACUACUUCCUGCGGCUCUGCAGCUUCCGCAACGCCAGCGAGGUGCCCAUGGUGCUUGUGGGCACACAGGACGCCAUCAGUGCAGCAAACCCCCGGGUCAUCGAUGACAGCAGAGCCCGCAAGCUCUCCACAGAUCUGAAGCGGUGCACCUACUAUGAGACGUGCGCGACCUAUGGGCUCAAUGUGGAGCGCGUCUUCCAGGACGUGGCCCAGAAGGUAGUGGCUUUGCGGAAGAAGCAGCAACUGGCCAUCGGGCCCUGCAAGUCACUGCCCAACUCGCCCAGCCACUCGGCAGUGUCCGCUGCAUCCAUCCCUGCCGUGCACAUCAACCAGGCCACGAAUGGCGGCAGCAGCGCCUUCAGCGACUACUCGUCCUCAGUCCCCUCCACCCCCAGCAUCAGCCAGCGGGAGCUGCGCAUCGAGACCAUCGCUGCCUCCUCCACCCCCACACCCAUCCGCAAGCAGUCCAAGCGGCGCUCCAACAUCUUCACGUCUCGGAAAGGUGCUGACCUGGACCGGGAGAAGAAGGCUGCCGAGUGCAAGGUGGACAGCAUCGGGAGCGGCCGCGCCAUCCCCAUCAAGCAGGGGAUCCUGCUGAAGCGGAGUGGCAAGUCCCUGAACAAGGAGUGGAAGAAAAAGUAUGUGACACUCUGUGACAACGGGCUGCUCACCUAUCACCCCAGCCUGCAUGAUUACAUGCAGAACAUCCACGGCAAGGAGAUUGACCUGCUGCGGACGACGGUGAAAGUGCCUGGGAAACGCCUGCCCCGAGCCACACCUACCACAGCCCCGGGCACCAGCCCCCGUGCCAACGGGCUGUCUGUGGAGCGGAGUAACACACAGCUAGGUGGGGGCACAGGUGCCCCCCACUCGGCCAGCAGCGCAUCCCUGCACUCUGAGCGCCCCCUCAGCAGCUCGGCCUGGGCUGGCCCGCGCCCCGAGGGGCUGCACCAGCGCUCCUGCUCCGUUUCCAGCGCCGACCAGUGGAGUGAGGCCACUGCCCUGCCCCCAGGCGUGCAGCACCCUGCCAGUGGCCCAGCUGAGGUGCUCAGUUCCAGCCCCAAGCUGGAGCCUCCCCCAUCUCCCCACUCCAACCGGAAGAAGCACCGGAGGAAAAAGAGCACCGGGACCCCCCGACCAGACGGCCCCAGCAGUGCUGCUGAAGAGGCAGAAGAGUCGUUUGAAUUUGUGGUGGUGUCCCUCACCGGGCAGACGUGGCACUUCGAGGCCUCAACGGCAGAGGAGCGGGAGCUGUGGGUUCAGAGCGUGCAGGCCCAGAUCCUUGCCAGCCUGCAAGGCUGCCGCAGUGCCAAGGACAAGACUCGACUGGGGAACCAGAACGCAGCUCUGGCUGUACAGGCUGUCCGCACUGUUCGAGGCAACAGCUUUUGUAUUGACUGCGAUGCCCCCAAUCCAGACUGGGCCAGCCUGAACCUGGGUGCCCUGAUGUGCAUCGAGUGCUCAGGCAUCCACCGACACCUGGGGGCUCACCUGUCCCGGGUGCGCUCCCUUGACCUUGACGACUGGCCGCCUGAGCUGCUGGCUGUCAUGACUGCCAUGGGCAAUGCCCUCGCCAACAGCGUCUGGGAGGGGGCCCUGGAUGGCUACUCCAAGCCAGGGCCUGAUGCCUGCAGAGAGGAGAAGGAGCGCUGGAUACGGGCCAAGUAUGAGCAGAAGCUCUUCCUGGCCCCACUACCAAGCUCAGACGUGCCGCUGGGGCAGCAGCUGCUCCGGGCUGUGGUGGAAGAUGACCUGCGUCUGUUGGUGAUGCUCCUGGCACAUGGCUCCAAGGAGGAGGUGAACGAGACCUAUGGGGACGGGGACGGGCGGACGGCCCUACAUCUCUCCAGUGCCAUGGCCAACGUUGUCUUCACGCAGCUGCUCAUCUGGUACGGGGUAGAUGUGAGGAGCCGGGAUGCCCGGGGCCUGACUCCACUGGCCUAUGCUCGCCGGGCCGGCAGCCAGGAGUGUGCAGACAUCUUGAUACAGCAUGGCUGCCCUGGGGAGGGCUGUGGCUUAGCGCCUACCCCAAACAGAGAGCCUGCCAAUGGAACCAACCCUUCUGCUGAGCUGCACCGCAGUCCUAGCCUCCUAUAAGGCCCAGGAAGAGGGCAGAGGGGCCAGAAGGAUUCCAUGGCCUGAAGACCCCUCUCUCUCCAGGCACUGUGGGGACAGACACAGAAAUGGAGAAGCAGGGACAUGCGAAAGGACGAAGCAGAGGAAAUGAGGGAGGAGAGUCAAAGGGACCAAGGAGAGUUUGGGGAUUUGAGCUGCGGCAGAGAGGGAAUGAGGGAUUUAGCCCUCUGCCCUGAGGUGCCAUUGAAAAGGGACAGGACCCUUCGGAGGUGCCUGUGAGGAGAGGGGAGCAGGACCUCUCCCUCCUCCAGAUCCCUGCCUCCUAGUGCCAGCCCCUCACAUGCCUUCAUCCUGAAACGGAAGGACGGCGGCACAGGGUGGGGGUGCUGGAUGAAAGAGACAAGGGGUGAUCUGUGAGUCCCAUGUAAACUUUGUACAUUGGAAUAUUUAUGUUUGUGUACAUAUUUGGUGUGUGUGUAUGAUGAGCCAAUAAACCAGACUGUGUGUGUGGCCUUGUU
Molecule: messenger RNA, 3515 nt
Organism: Sapajus apella (tufted capuchin)
Lineage: Eukaryota; Metazoa; Chordata; Mammalia; Primates; Cebidae
Gene: AGAP3
Product: ArfGAP with GTPase domain, ankyrin repeat and PH domain 3
Exons: 18
Coding region: 283-3018 (911 amino acids)
Biological process (GO): proteasome-mediated ubiquitin-dependent protein catabolic process
Cellular component (GO): nucleus
Molecular function (GO): protein binding; GTP binding; GTPase activator activity
Source: RefSeq, a predicted model, not a curated record